GUAUAUUGAAGAGGAACAGAUUUUAGUGCGGAACGUUGUUCUGGGUUUCGGUUCCCCCCCGGAAGCCGAAACCGGCGAAUGCUAAAGCCGCCGUGUAGCAAAAGGGGCUCAGCCGGUUUGCUGUCACCUCAGUUUCCCGUCAAGGGAAAACGGGAGUUCAACUCGCUGUCACGGGGAGCUGCAUGACAUCAUCCGCGCUGCUGCCGCGCGACCGAAUCGGCGACACUUCACGCGACCGGUGCCGGAGAAAAUGAGAGGAGGGCUGUUGUUAUUGUGACUAAGCUCUGCGUUGCCAUGGAGAAGCCGUGGAGGUUGUGGGGCGCGGUGGAGCGUUGUACCCUCACUUUAGUCUCCUGGUCUUGGGGCGCCUGCCGCGUGUCCCUCCUGGCUCUGAUCCUAACCUUCCACCUGUACGGGGGUUUCAUCCUCCUGGCUCUCAUCCUGGCCUCCGUGGCAGGCAUCCUUUACAAAUUCCAGGACGCGCUCCUCUACUUCCCCGACCAGCCGCCGUCGUCACGCCUCUACGUUCCCGUCCCGACGGGAAUCCCGCACGAGAACGUGUACAUUCGCACGAAGGACGGGGUGAAGCUGAACCUCAUCCUGCUGCGCUACACGGGCGGGGACUCGCCUCCCGGGGUCUCGGCCGCCAAUCAGAGCGGCCCGGCGUCCUCCGCGCCGCCCACCAUUCUCUACUUCCACGGCAACGCGGGCAAUAUCGGUCACAGGGUGCCCAACGCGCUGCUGAUGCUGGUCAACCUGAAGGCCAACGUGGUGCUCGUGGACUACCGCGGCUACGGGAAGAGCGACGGCGAGCCCGGCGAGGAGGGCCUGUACCUGGACGCCGAGGCCACGCUGGACUACGUGAUGACCCGGCCCGAUUUGGACAAGACCAAGGUGAUACUGUUCGGCCGCUCGCUGGGGGGCGCCGUGGUCAUCCGCUUGGCGUCGGCCAACCCGCACCGCGUGGCGGCCAUCGUGGUGGAGAACACCUUCCUCAGCAUCCCGCACAUGGCGGCGACGCUCUUCUCCUUCCUCCCCAUGCGCCUGCUGCCCCUGUGGUGCUACAGGAACCAGUUCCUGUCCUACAGGCAGGUGGCCCAGUGCCGCAUGCCCUCGCUGUUCGUCUCGGGCCUGUCGGACCAGCUGAUACCCCCGGUCAUGAUGAAGCAGCUCUACGAGAUGUCGCCGUCGCGGACUAAACGCCUGGCCAUCUUCCCCGAGGGCACGCACAACGACACGUGGCAGUGCCAGGGCUACUUUGCCGCUUUGGAGCAGUUCAUUAACGAGCUGCUCAAAAGCCACGCCCACGAGGAGAGCGUGCAGACGUCUUCGAGCGUGACCAUCAUCUGAGCGAACCUUUUUUACUUUUUCCUCUUUAUUUAAUUUCACUCACCGAUGUGGAGGUGACUUUUGUUCAGGGAGCGGCGAACGUUACUCAUUUUCAUUUUUUUCAGCCAUGAAUGCAUGCAUUUGUGACAUUACAGUGCUUCCCCAACCUUUUUUUUUUUUUUUUUAAUCGUCAGAAAAAAAUUAUUGGACAGCACCAACAAAAUUGUCACAAAAAUUUGAUAGUCUGAUUUAAUUAUAUACCUUCUGCCAUUUUGUGGAAGAGUGUUUAAUUGUUAUUAAUAAACCUUGCUGGCAUAGAUAGUGGGAUUUGAAAUUGAAUAAUUUCCAGCGAUGCCAAAUGUUCUUUCAUAACGCAGUUUGGGAAUCACUGUCUUCAUAAAUGGGGUCAUUCGUGAAAGACGACGCUUCCUGUUAUGUCUUACAGCUACUGCCAUAAUCUGGCGUGUUGCGAUGACUGACCGAAACGGAUUAGCGGUGCGACAUCACAACGGCGUUUUAGUCCGAAACACAAAAUCGUGUACACCGAUGUAAAUACAACCGGAUUAUUUCAUCCGCAUCCUCGUUAUGAUCAUCUUAGUUCAUUGCCAAUGAAAACGCGGAGUAGUACUGGGGCCAAAGAGGAGGAAGUUUUUGACAACAACAAAAAAAAUACUACGUGUAGAAAGUUUACAAUUAAAAAAAAUUUUUUUCUUUGGAAGAAUGUAAAAUUUUUGUAAAAUUUUAAAACAUUUUUGGAAUGUUCUAAGAAAAAUGCUUGCCUAUAUAAUUAAUCUUUUUUGAUUGUAAUUAAAAUUAUGACUAUUUCAGAUGUUGUUUGGAUGAAAUAGUCUGAUUCUUGUACUGUAACAGUUUAUUUAAUUAUUCAGCCAUCCAUUUUCAGCUUGUGACCGUCGGUGAGGGACAGAAAGUAGAUCAAUCGUUCAAUUAAGAGCUUUGCUUUUCUCCUCGGCUCAGCUCUGCCUUCACCAAGACAAACCGAUCCUUAGUCCGGAUCACCCCAGAGACUGCGCCGAUCCGGCUGCCGAUCUCCUUCUCUGUUCUUCCCUCCCUCGUGAACAAGACACCACGAGCUAUUCGAGCUCCACCUUCUGCGGGAUCUCCUCCCUUGCCCAGAGUUUUGACUGAGGACCACCGCCUCAGAUUUGGAGGUGCUCCUCACCCUCUGCGAACCGGUCCACCGAGCGUUGGAGAUCAUGGCUUGAUGAAGCCAACAGAACCACAUCAUCCGGAAAAAACACUGGAAACUAAUCCGAUUACUGCCGGCAAUCCGGACCAAAAUCUGACACCACUUAUACAGGGAUCAAACAGCCUGUAUCAGGUGUCUGGUACGCCAUACCCCCGAUGCACCCUCCACAGGACUCCCCAAAGAACACAAUUAAAACCCCUUCUCCCAAGUUCACAAAAACCCCCAUGCACUCUUGAGGACCCUACAAUUUUAGACGGUGUAGAACUGGUCCACUGUUCCACAGCGAGGAUGAAAACUACACAGUUCUUCCUGGAUCUGAGAUUCGACUUCUCGAGAGUCCCUCCUCUCCAGAACCUCUGAAUAGUGUGCCGGAUGUUCCCAACAUACCCUCACAAUACGUUUGCAUUUUCCCCCGCCGUUGGACCCAACUCACCACCAGGUGGUGAUCGGUUGAUUGCUCCGCCCCUUUCGUCAUCCAGGUCUCCCAAGAUAUUCAGCUGCAAAUCCGAUGACAUGAUCGCAAAGUCCAUCAUCAGAUUGCGGCCUAGUGUGUCCUGGUCUCGACGGGCAUGUGGGCACCCUUUUGUUAGUAUGGACAAUCCAGAUUCAGGACUGGAGCCCAAACUGUGUUGAAGCGAGCCCAACUAUACCUGGUGAGAAUUUCCUCCCAGUUUACAAAACUGUCGGUUGAGUUGAUUGAAAACUCCAAAUAGGCAAUAAUUGAUACAGUGAGAGUUUUGGGGAUAUUAUUAUUAUUAUUUUGAAUCUGCCCUUUGUGGUAGGACGGUCAAUCAGGUGGUAAAGCGUUGGCCUCACAGUUCUUAGGUCCUGGGUUGAAUCCCAGACCUGCCUUGUGCGGAGUUUGCAUGUUCUCCCCGUUCCUGCGUGGAUUUUCUCCGGGCACUCUGCUUCCCUCCCACAUCCCAAAAACAUGCAACAUUGAUUGGACACUAAAUUUCCCCUACACGUGAUUCUGAGUGUGGCUGUUUGUCUCGAUGUGCCCUGCGAUUGGCUGGCGACCAGUUCAGGGUGUACCCCGCCUCCUGCCCAUUGACAGCUGGGAUAGGCUCCGGCACUCCCCGCGUCCCUCGUGAGGACAAGCGGUGAAGAAAAUGGAUGGAUGGAUGUACCCUUUGAUUGGCUCGUGAAGUACCCCGCCCAAAGCCUGCUGGGACAUGCUGUAGUACACCUGUGAGGAUAAGCGCUAUAGAAGAACUCCUCUGCAAAAGGUGAAAUAACAAUCUUGUUAUGCAACUUUUAAAAAGCCAACAACAUGAAAUAUAAUUUCCAUUUGAUAAAAAUGUCAGGUUAAGACUGUUCUCUUCAACAUAAUCAUAUUUUGUCUUUGAACAAUGCGACCUUUUUAAUUGAACUUUAACUUUCUUUUUUCUUUUGUCUUCUUUUUCCGCGCGGCCCUAAUACUCCUCCGUAAAAUAGCAACUCUCCUUUUUUGGAACGGAAUGAAAAAAAGAUCACCCCUUUGAGUGCCAGAAUGAAUUUUUGUUAAAGCCUAAUAAUCCUCAAAGAUUCCGGUCAUGUUUGUGAGAACUCGAUCCAUCCACGGGAAUAGCAAUAGGGAGCCGUGGUGUGCCGGAGGAGUCGUCUUUCUUGACGACUCUUCUUUAAACGCGGAGUAUUAUCUCUGACAAGAAUCUCAUCUUUUGUCAGUACUGUAUUUAUGAUCUUAGCUGGUACUGUGUUGUUCUUCACUUUCCUUUGAGGUCCUCGUCACCCUCCCGCGAUGGUGCCAAAAUGGCGCUGCUUAUUCGGAGGGGCGUCAAUGAGAUAAUUAACCUUUCACCCGACGUCUUCUGGGCGGGGUCCGGCAGAGUUUGACGAUAUAUAAACAAAAAACUGUUGUCUGCUGUCGCUUUCAAUGAAGCCAUUCGAGUACGCAGCGGAGCUCUUUAGCCAUAUUUGGUACCGUUUCGAAAGGUGACAUUUGGCAAGGAAAAGAACUUUAUGAAUGUAAUUACUAGUAUCCAGUUAUUGCUCAUUUGUUCAUCUUCCCCGUCUGUAGCGUUGAGUUUUUGUUUAGCUGCGACAUAACGAUGACAUUUGCACUUAAAGCAACUUUUUGCGUUUGUUUUCUUUCCGCCUGUUUCCACUUUGCAUUGCAGGAGUUGAGGUCACCUUUUUUGGGAGGGGGGGGGGUUGCUAUGGUUACUAUCCUUUCACAUUAAGAAUUGGGGUUGUAUCGUUUCAGCUCCAAAACCGGUCUGAAUGUUUCUUUUUUUUUUUUUUUUUUAAAGAAACGAUUGCGCCGCUACAAUUCAGCGUUCACUGAUGGAACUGUUUAUUGUGUGUUUGUGUGUGUUUCAUUCAAGAGCUGGCAUGUGAUUGUUUUUCCAACAAACUUGCACAGUGUUGACUUUUUUUCGUAUGAACACUUGACAAAGAUACAUUUCUUAAACAGACAUUUGAAUGAUUUAUCUUAAUUUUUAACCUGAAGAAGUCACCGAAUGACAAUUUUUUUUCCCCCCACUCCGUCACCAUUUCCAGGUUUUUUUAUCCACUUGGCUUUUUUUGUAAGCGCACAUUUUUCUCAUUGUGUAUUCUGUGCUGCAACACGCAUUAAAAUGGAGAACAUGAAAGAUGUA
Syngnathoides biaculeatus (alligator pipefish) is the source of this 5136-nucleotide messenger RNA. It is a transcript of the gene abhd13, whose product is annotated as abhydrolase domain containing 13. The transcript has 2 exons. The record is from RefSeq and is a predicted model, not a curated record. Bases 295 to 1350 code for a protein of 351 amino acids. Lineage: Eukaryota; Metazoa; Chordata; Actinopteri; Syngnathiformes; Syngnathidae. Gene Ontology annotation, cellular component: membrane. Gene Ontology annotation, molecular function: palmitoyl-(protein) hydrolase activity.